UAAAGGUCAGCAAAUGCAAGAAAACAUCAGCCACAAUUAAAAUAUUUUCAAAUUGACAAUUAAUCCGGCAGCACCACAUGGGUUGUUCUAGGGUUGUUGUCGCUUUGAAAAUUUCGAUGUAUUGAAGUAUCGAUACGUGUGUCUUUAUAAAUCAGCUGCCGUCUCGGUUGUAUCUGCGGUUUUUGCAUAACAAAAUCUUUAAAUUAUCUUAAAACCACAAGAAAGAGAGAAAGACUAACCAAAAUUGUUGGAAACGAAAACGUAAAGAGAUAACGUAGUGCACUUACAUAUAGAAUACCAACCAAAAAAAAGUAAUGGGUCAAUACACGGCGUCGCAGCGCAAAAACGUGAGAAUUCUACUUGUCGGCGAUGCUGGAGUUGGCAAGACAUCGUUAAUAUUGUCGCUGGUAAGCGAGGAGUAUCCCGAGGAAGUGCCCCCGCGUGCUGAGGAGAUUACAAUACCGGCAAACGUGACUCCCGAACAGGUGCCCACCAAUAUCGUUGACUUCUCGAGUGUUGAGCAGUCUGAUGACGCACUGGCCGCGGAGAUAAACAAAGCGCACGUCGUAUGCAUUGUGUACGCCGUAGACGAUGACGACUCACUCGAUCGAAUAACAUCCCAUUGGCUACCCCUAGUCCGCUCCACAUGCAGUAACAGCUCAAAUGCAGACGGCGAGCCCGAUGUGGCGCGCAAGCCAAUUGUUUUAGUUGGCAACAAAAUAGAUUUGAUCGAGUAUUCAACCAUCGACAAUGUUCUCGCUAUUAUGGAGGACUAUCCAGAGAUUGAGAGCUGUGUUGAAUGCUCGGCCAAAACUUUGCACAACAUUUCCGAAAUGUUUUACUACGCACAAAAGGCGGUGCUGCAUCCCACCUCACCGCUCUAUAUCAUGGAGGAGCAAAAUCUAACACCUGCCUGCAAGAAGUCGCUAGUGCGCAUAUUUAAGAUAUGCGAUAUUGAUAGCGACAAUUUGCUGAAUGAUUACGAGCUGAACCUUUUUCAAAGGCGUUGCUUUAAUACGCCACUGCAGCCGCAGAUAUUGGAUGAAGUGAAGUCCGUGAUACAGAAAAAUGUGCCGGAUGGCAUAUAUAAUGAUGCUGUGACGCUGCAGGGAUUUCUUUUUCUGCAUUGCUUGUUCAUACAGCGUGGACGCAAUGAGACAACGUGGGCGGUGCUGCGGCGUUUUGGAUACAAUGAUCAAUUGGAAAUGUGCAAGGAGUAUUUGCGGCCGUCGUUGAAGAUACCGCCGGGCAGCAGUACGGAGUUGUCGCAUCGCGGUCAACAGUUUCUGAUUGCGGUGUUUGAGCGAUACGAUCGCGAUGGCGAUGGCGCGCUAUCGCCAGAUGAGCACAAAAUGCUAUUCAGCACAUGCCCAUCGUCGCCCUGGUCCUACUCGACGGAUAUACGGAAAUCUUGUCCGACCAAUGACAACGGUUGGGUGACUCUGCACGGUUGGCUGUGCCGCUGGACGCUGAUGACACUCAUCGAUGUGGUCAAAACAAUGGAGUAUUUGGCCUAUUUGGGCUUCAACGUUCAUGAAAAUGACAGCCAACUAGUCGCCAUCCAUGUGACACGGGAACGCCGCAUUGAUUUGGCCAAGCGGCAAAGCAGUCGAUCUGUAUACAAGUGUCAUGUGAUCGGGCCGAAGGGGUCGGGCAAGACCGGACUUUGUCGGGGUUUUCUUAUUGACGACAUGAGCAAGCUGCUGGGCAAAGAGUUCAAGACAAAUGUGGUUCACUGUAUCAACUCGGUACAGGUUUAUGGCCAGGAAAAGCAUUUAAUAUUGCGCGACAUUGAUGUGAGGCAUGCUCUCGAUCCGCUGCAACCGCAGGAGGUUAAUUGCGAUGUGGCUUGCCUAGUGUACGAUGCCUCCAAUCCGCGCUCCUUCGAGUAUGUGGCACGCAUAUACAUUAAAUACUUCGCGGAAAGCAAAAUACCCGUGAUGAUUGUGGGUACCAAAUGUGAUCUCGAUGAACGUCGUCAGGAUUAUCUGAUGCAGCCGACGGAGUUCUGCGAGAAAUACAAGCUACUGCCGCCUCAUCUUUUCAGUCUGAAGACAAAUAAAAAAGAGCUCUAUACUAAGCUGGCCACGAUGGCAGCCUUUCCGCGCUUUCAAGCCGCCUGGAUACUGUUCUACAAGCACAGGUAUUUGCGACAAUUCGGACUUAUGACUGAGGAUCCGAAAGUUUGGCUUAAAGCCGGCUUAGGCGUAGCUGCUGCCACGGUGCUGGGCUUUAUUGUUCUAAAGGCGAUAAGUGCAUCCGGAACUCAUUCACGUUAAGGAUCUUGAUAACUGCCCAAGAAGACACCCCCCACAUACAAACCCAAAUGUUUAGAAAUUUAUGUUUAUUUCGGUUUUACCUUCGCUUUCAUUUGUAAGCCAUUACAUUAUCUAAAUUUAUGGUUAAAAAUACCACACAAAACUCUUUAAGUGGAUUCAUAAAAGGAAGUUUUUCCGUUUUUAUGUCAAAACUUAGUGUACAUAUGUAUUAAGCUGCCCACAGACAAAGGUUAGGCAAGGGUAAUGAAGGGCACGGGAACAGCAAGCACACUUCAUACGUUGCAUUUCUUUACUUGGCUCUGUACUCUCUGAUAAUUAUUAGUAGUUUACAACAUAUAUUUAUGCCCAUUAGCAAUCGUAUAUAUUUAUCACGCAUUCAAUGCUGUGAUUAU
Drosophila hydei is the source of this 2671-nucleotide messenger RNA. RefSeq names its product mitochondrial Rho GTPase (gene Miro). The transcript has 4 exons. Bases 315 to 2279 code for a protein of 654 amino acids. Gene Ontology annotation, biological process: small GTPase-mediated signal transduction; mitochondrion organization. Gene Ontology annotation, cellular component: mitochondrial outer membrane. Lineage: Eukaryota; Metazoa; Arthropoda; Insecta; Diptera; Drosophilidae. Gene Ontology annotation, molecular function: calcium ion binding; GTPase activity; GTP binding. The record is from RefSeq and is a predicted model, not a curated record.